Molecule: messenger RNA, 513 nt
Organism: Lodderomyces orthopsilosis Co 90-125
Lineage: Eukaryota; Fungi; Ascomycota; Pichiomycetes; Serinales; Debaryomycetaceae
Exons: 1
Coding region: 1-513 (170 amino acids)
Source: RefSeq, a predicted model, not a curated record
AUGUUUAGCAGAAACUUGGCUAGGUCUAUUGAACGAAGCAAAUUCUACAGCCAAUCGAGACCAUUCUCAUUAACGGAUUGGAUCAAAUCUUGGAAGGAUGCCGCACAAUCGCAACGUUUAAUCUAUCCACCACCAGCAUCACAAUUCACCACACAAAAUAGGAUUAUAGAUGUUUGGAUCACAGAGAAGCAAGAUAUUUACAACUACAUAAACGUUAAGCCACCAUUAUUACUCAAUUUCGCUUUUGCUACUCCUAAAGAUAAUAAAGUUACACAAGCGUUGUUUGAUGUGCUUUCGGAUAAGUCUAAAUACCCACUGGGGAAAGAGCCAGUUUAUUUGGUGAACGUUUUGGCAGAUUCCGAUGGUGGUAGGGAAUUGAUGAUGGAUUACGUUGUUGGUAGCAAAUUGCCAUGUGUGUUGGUAUUGAAGCACCAAUUGCCAGUGGGAAGAUAUGUUCCCGAUUUGAAUAAUUUUAGUGAACAAGACAUUAUUGAAUUUUUGAAAGGAGUAUAA